AUGGCCGACGAUAAUGUACUCCUCCCACAUCCAAAUGUCAAAGUUCCAAUAUGGUACUAUCAGAUCAACAAUGUCCCCGCUCUCAAAGAACAAGCGUCUGCUUCGUUCUGGAAAGCAGUGGAAGAAGAUGAGAUGGCACCUUAUCUCAGGACCAUAGGCAGCGACAAUACCUCGCUCAUCAGUACGUUGGAGGAAAAGAACAAGAAAGAGCUAGAUGCUAUAGAGGAGAAGUUGAAAGAGGCCGAGGAGAAUAUGGGUGAUAGUGAAAUCUCAGAUCUUCUGAGGAAAAAAGCAAUGUACCUCUGUCGGAUAGGUGACAAGGAAAAAGCUAUACCUGCUUUGGACGUUGCUUUGGAGAAGACGGCGGGAUUAGGAGCCAGGAUUGACUUGGUAUUGGCUAUGGUCAGAAUGGGAAUAUUCGCUGCUGAUCAUCAACUCGUCAUAACCAACAUCGCUCGUGCCAACGACUUGAUUGACUCUGGCGGAGAUUGGGAUAGAAGGAACCGACUCAAAGUUUACCGAGCCGUUCAUUGUCUCUCCAUUCGAGAUUUCAAACAAGCUGCCGACCUACUCACCGACUCACUCUCCACCUUCACAGCUACGGAAUUGAUGGAAUAUGAAGAAUUUGUGGCUUUGACCGUAUUAGCUGCCGGUGUGGGAUGUGAUCGUAAAGCCAUAAAAGAGAAGAUCCUUGCUAGCUCCGAAGUGACCGGCUGUCUAAGCUCGAUUCCUCAUUUGGCAUCCAUGACCGACUCAUUGUCCAAGAGCAAUUACUCUCAAUUCUUCCUUUCCCUCGCAGACGUCGAACAGACGUAUCUCAUCCCUUCACCCAUUCUCGCUCCCCACGCCAGAUACUACGUCCGGGAAAUGCGAAUCAAGGCCUACGCUCAAUUGUUGGAAUCGUAUCGGAGCUUGACGAUGGAACGCAUGUGUCGCAGUUUCGGGGUUAGUGAGAGUUUCAUGGAUGAGGAUUUGAGUCGGUUUAUCGCCAAUGGCAGAUUGAGAUGCACUAUCGACAAGGUCUCUGGAGUGAUCACCACGGAUAAAUUGACAAGGGAGAAUAAGACGGCGGUGUAUGAACAAUUAUUGAAACAGAGUGAUAUUCUUCUGAGCGAUGUGUCAAAACUGCAUCGAGUGAUAGGAUAGUGGGUGUACAUAGAUAGCAUAUGCAUGUUGCAUCUUCCAA
Molecule: messenger RNA, 1186 nt
Organism: Tremella mesenterica DSM 1558
Lineage: Eukaryota; Fungi; Basidiomycota; Tremellomycetes; Tremellales; Tremellaceae
Exons: 6
Coding region: 1-1146 (381 amino acids)
Biological process (GO): proteasome-mediated ubiquitin-dependent protein catabolic process
Cellular component (GO): proteasome regulatory particle
Molecular function (GO): protein binding
Source: RefSeq, a predicted model, not a curated record